GAAGCUUGUUUUCAAGGGACAGUCUUCGACCUGGGCCCGGGGGCAACGUCUUCCCUCCCCACUCUCUCGUUCUCUGUUUGGCAUCCUCUCGUCCUCGCCUACUCUACGCGGGCCAGAAGUCUCCUCACUCGUCAAUUGCCAGCGGCUGUUCUCCUCUUGCCUUCCAGAACGUGUGACUCUCCUCCAGCUGCUGCGAGGGACGAAUCCAUUCGAGAGGUUGCGCGACCGAGCAUGAACGCGGACAGCUUCUACGACACUCUCCUUGCCUCAAUAGGCCAUGGUGGACGCGAGAAAGAUCGUAUGCGAGCGGAUGUUGCACCACCACAAAUCGAGGCCCCCGUGGCCGGCGAUGUUGUGAUCAAGCCAACUCCUGCAAUUGCCCGUCCUUCUCCGCCGGUUGUCAAGACGGAGGGCUCACGGUUGGAUGUCGUUAGUCGCCCCCCACGAACUACGCUGCCCGCCGAUACACCUGCGGUCAAGGCCGAGUCUGUCGAAACACCAGCGAUCGGAGUCGGGGCUGCCUCUUCGCGAAAGAACGAGCCUCUCGCUUCUUCGGCCUCACCCCCCAACAAGUCAUUGACCCAGCUGGAAGCGGAGCUUCGGGCUAGACUGUUGGCUUCGACCAAGAAGCGGAAAGCCCAAGGGGCUAGCCGACCUCCCUCGCUACCACCGUCCAAGAGACCGCCGAGAGGAUCCCCUGUUUUCACAGCCGUCCCGCUGACCAGUCGGUCAUCCGGGGAAGAGGCUUUGCCCAAGCAACCCAAUGUCCCCCAGAGUCCUGUAUCCCCAUUCGUCCCUGCCCAAGAAACCCCAACGGUGUCUCAGCCGCACGGAAAAUUGGCGUUGCCUCCCAAGCCUCCCCAGCGCGACGGCUUCAAGCUGCGCAUCAAACUGCCCUUUGCAUUUGCUGGGUCAUCUUCCAUUACGCUGGAGACUGACAAACUUCCGCUUACUACCCCCAUCUCCGCAAUCCUUGAUCUGUUUAACCGCCGCUCUCCGCUAGAUCAUUUGUACUUUGCCCCCCCUUCCCCCCGGGAUGAACCCCACCCCGAACCUACGCGGAGUGAUGCGGACGAAGAGGGUGUUGUCGGUCUAGGUAUUGCGAUAGACUCGGGUCAGAGGUUCUACCGGGAUCCACCUCGGAAUAUGGGAGUCGGAGGAUGGCGGGAUCCUGCACCUAGUAGGGGCGGUCCAAAUUGGGAUCCGGGUGUCGGAAAUCUGAGGGCUACGUUGGAAGAUGUGGCAACUGUAUUUGGUGCCGAGAUGGUUGAGUGCGAAAUUCGAUGCGAUCCGCGCCCUAAAUCUUCUCACCGCCGGGGAAGUGGUGGAGGAAGCGGAUCCGCAGCAGUCGACUCGAAGCAGGCCGACUAUUAUGAGGAAGAUGAUGACGAGAAAUGGCAGGAAGCCAAGCCUGAAGAUGAGUGGGUCUCACCGGCCGUGGAGCAAGGCCAAUGGGAUUACAAUAUGUAUGUCGCGCCGGGGUCGUGGGAUGCUGCCAUGUUUACGGCAAUGUCAAUACCCAUGGACUGGAUCCCUGGCAUCCCUGGCAUCGCCGCGUACCAGCAGCACCGCACACCCCAAGAGCCCGACCUCGAACCCGCCCAGCGUUGGAUUCCCGGCCACCAGGACUACAAUGAUGCCGGUUGGAGAUUUGGAUUUGGCCGCAACGAUCACCAGGAGUCUUCGCUGCCUACCCGUUCACUUCCAACGCACAUCAAUCCUCCUACCCCAGUUCCCUCAACCGCUACUGCUGGUCUCACUCCGCCAAUCCCCACAGGUCCGCGCACCUCAACAAUUCCCUCUCACGUUCCCCCUCGCCAGCCUGCCACUGAGAAUAAGAAGAAUAAAAAGCGUGGAGGUAAUGCGGCCCGCGGUGGUGGAGGCGGCAGGAAAAAGAACAAAACACCAUCUGGCAAGAGAGGAGUUCGGGGUGGUGGCAAUGGUGGUGGUGGCAAUGGUGGUGGUAGUAAUGCUGGUGGUAAUGGUAGUGCCAGUGGUGGUGGUGGCAAAAGUGGUGGCAACAGUGGUGGCAGCACCGCCAUUAGAAGCGCUUAAUCCACCAACCAGGUGUUUGACGACGUGCACGCCACGGUUCGAAGUCGCUGCACGGUUUUCCAUUUUCCUUUUCGUACAAUUGCAUUGGAUGGCGGUUUCUGCUUCCUUGGCAUAUGGUGUUUGCCUGCUUUCACAUACCGUACUUCUCUGGCUUCUACUCUUUCAUGUAAUGUUACCCCCUGUUUCAUGCGUUAAGAAAAGUGCAAGAUUACCUAGAAUCUUGUACUUCUUAAUACACCUUUUUUGCCUGUAAA
Messenger RNA from Tricharina praecox, 2309 nucleotides. RefSeq lists its product as uncharacterized. The transcript is spliced from 3 exons. Lineage: Eukaryota; Fungi; Ascomycota; Pezizomycetes; Pezizales; Pyronemataceae. The coding region runs from base 232 to 2055 and encodes 607 amino acids. The record is from RefSeq and is a predicted model, not a curated record.